Messenger RNA from Pygocentrus nattereri (red-bellied piranha), 3353 nucleotides. It is a transcript of the gene ivns1abpb, whose product is annotated as influenza virus NS1A binding protein b. Gene Ontology annotation, molecular function: protein binding. NCBI's taxonomy places the organism in Eukaryota, Metazoa, Chordata, Actinopteri, Characiformes, Serrasalmidae. The transcript has 15 exons. The coding region runs from base 351 to 2279 and encodes 642 amino acids. The record is from RefSeq and is a predicted model, not a curated record.
UUCGCGCUCACAGCUGCUGGCGAAGGCUGGAGGGUUGUGGUUUUUCUGUGUUUUAUGACUUUUGAAUCUCAUUUUUUUUGGAGUUCGCCUGCAUCUUCGAGGAUAAUUAAACCAUGUCCGCCGCCUCAGGCAGUCAGAGAUACCCGGUUAUAAUGCAUAACCAAAAUUCAAGAGGCUGUAUUCUUUAACCAGCGGAGCUUUGUCAAGUGCAGAGCCUGGGAAGUGCUGAUGCUGACGCUGCCGUCUGACCACUAACGUCACCUUUUCUGUGCCCUCUGAGAGAAACCAUCUCACUGUGCCUUCAAGCAGCUAAACCACAUAAGCUUCAACAAACUACUCGAACCUUCAGAAUGAUUCCCAACGGCUGUUUGGUGUUUGAAGAUGAGAGCUUCUUGGACUCCACCGUGGCGAAGAUGAACGCUCUUCGCAAGAGCGGGCAGUUCUGUGAUGUCAGGCUGCAGGUUUGUGGUCAUGAGCUAAUGGCCCACCGUGCAGUCCUGGCCUGCUGCAGUCCAUACCUGUUUGAGGUAUUUAACAGUGAGGCAGAGCCUCAGGGGGGCAUUUCUCUGGUGAAGUUUGAUGACCUGAACCCAGAAGCUGUAGAAAUCCUGCUCAACUACGCUUAUACCGCACAGCUCAAGGCUGAGAGAGAUCUCGUGCGCAGUGUCUACUCAGCAGCGAAAAAGCUAAAAAUGGAAAGAGUCAAACAGAUCUGUGGAGAUUACCUGUUGUCAAAGAUGGACUGCCAGAGUGCCAUAGCUUACCGUAACUUUGCCAGCAGUAUGAGUGAUGGACGACUGCUGGGGAAAAUUGAUGGCUACAUCCAGGAACACCUGCUGGACAUUUCAGAGAAAGAAGACUUCCUCAAACUUCCUCGUCUUAAGCUGGAGGUGAUGUUGGAAGAGAACCUGAACUUGCCGAGUAACGGAAAGCUCUACUCUAAAGUGAUCAGCUGGGUUCAGCGCAGCCUGUGGGAGAGUGGAGAGCCACUAGAGAAACUGAUGGAUGAGGUGCAAACACUGUACUACUCAGCAGACCACAAGCUGCAUGAUGGCAGAGCGGUGGAGGAGGCUGAAGUGUCUGGCUCCGAGGAUGACCACAUCCAGUUUGUACAGCAGAAGAAAGCCCCUCGUGAGAGCCUGCAGAAGCAGCCGAGUGCAGCCUCCACCUCCUCCAGCCCCAACGGCCAGCCCAACAAACACGAGUGGAAAUACAUCGCAUCAGAGAAAACCAACAACAGUACAUACCUGUGCCUGGCGGUGCUGCGGGGCGUCUUGUGUGUGAUUUCUCUGCAUGGCCGCAGCAGCCCCCACAGCUCCCCCUCCACCACGCCCUGCCUGCAGAAGAGUCGUAGUCUGGAGGCCUCGCCGGACGAGCUCACCGACAGGCUACUGAAGCCCAUGCACUAUGCCCGAUCCGGUCUGGGCACCGCCGAACUGGAUGGAAAACUCAUCGCUGCAGGUGGCUACAACAGGGAGGAAUGUUUGAGGACCGUUGAGUGUUACGACCCGAAGAAGGACUGCUGGACUUUCAUUGCUCCGAUGAGAACUCCUCGCGCCCGCUUCCAGAUGGCAGUCCUGAUGGGCCAGCUGUAUGUAAUGGGUGGCUCAAACGGUCACUCGGACGAGUUAAGUUGUGGAGAGAUGUAUGACCCACGGGCUGACGAGUGGACGAGAGUUCCUGAGCUCAGAACUAACCGCUGUAAUGCGGGUGUGUGCACUUUACAUAACCGGCUGUUGGUGGUCGGAGGGUCUGAUCCCUGUGGGCAGAAGGGACUUAAGAACUGUGACUCAUUCGACCCGGUGACCAAAACGUGGACCAGCUGCGCACCUCUCAAUAUCCGGAGGCACCAGGCAGCUGUGUGUGAGCUGGACGGCUUCGUGUACGUGAUUGGUGGUGCCGAAUCGUGGAACUGCCUGAACUCAGUGGAGCGCUUUAACCCCGAGAACAACACCUGGACCCUCGUGUCCCCCAUGAACGUGGCCCGCAGAGGGGCUGGAGUGGCUGUGCAUGAGGGAAAGCUGUUUGUGGUGGGAGGAUUCGAUGGGUCACGUGCUCUGAGCUGCGUCGAAGUCUAUGACCCGGCUCGGAACGAAUGGAGGAUGCUGGGAAGUAUGACGACAGCACGUAGCAACGCGGGCGUGGCCGUGCUGAACGGGGUGGUCUGUGCUGUCGGGGGUUUCGAUGGGAAUGACUUUCUGAACACCAUGGAGGCGUAUGACCCAGAAACAAACGAAUGGAGCGCCUGUGUGGAGGCUUUGGCUGAAUUGGAGGAGUAGAGGAGCAUUAGGUUUUAAUUCCUCCAGUAAAUGGGCUUGAUGGCAUAGUCUUUCUAUUUGGGGAUGGGCGAUAUGACAAAAAUGUGUCAUGAUGCUUGACAUGUCAUGGCCAUGACGAUUUUUUUGAGGUUAGAGAUCAAAAUUCAUCAGUAGAGAUGCAUUUUAAUUUAAAAUGCUAUUAAAAGUGAGGGCAGGUUUUUAUUCAGUGUUUCACAUACUAUGGUGCACUAAAGACACAUGCACGUCUGAUAUCGUACACAUUGUGACAAUUUAAACAUGUUGUCACAAUAACAAUGAUUUCAUAUUGCCCACCCCUAAUGUGGUGGGUUGGGGUUUAUUUUUUUUUUUCCCCAAAUUUUGUUUUUCUUCCUGUUAUCUCUGGAGCUUCUGGGGGAAAUUAGCAGUGUGUGACAGAAUCACACAAGGUUGCCUAAAGCAACAUUUAAGCCUUUGCAUAUUGCAUUAAAUACUGAGCUGUAGAUAUUAUGUUUUCUCCAUUAUUAGUCUUUCUUAUUAAGAAUGGGGGAAUAUACGAGGUUGAAAUCUCAUCAGAAAGACACGAUUUCAGUGAAUUGCUGGAAUUGACAAAUUUAAUUCAGUAUAUACUCUGUAGCUUGCUGCUGUUAGACUAAUGGGAAACCUAGUUGUUAGUACAUUCAAACUCUGACUAGUAAGAAGGUCUUGCACAUUAGAGGAGAGAAGUAUGAUUGCAGUGAAAGCCUCUCAAGUCGUUCUACAAGAGGUUGUCAUGUUGUAGUGUUGCUGUAUAAGGAGGUAUCUUUUUACAAUUGCCUUUUUUAUGAUUUUUAUAUUCUGGUGAGUGACUAAUAUGAUGAAUGGAUAAAACUAAGGAACACAGAGAAGCCAGCAUUCAACCUUCCAGUUCGUACUGUAUGUUUUUGCUGAGGAACUUGGUGCUGCGGUUUAUUAAUAGUUUUUGACUUCAGGCCUUGUCUCUCAGUGCAUCUAUCUCCGCCUGUUUUGACUUUUAGGACUUUUAAUUUGAGAUGAAUUUACAGUUUGUACAUACUAGGUUGAUCUUUCAUAUGUAAUAAAGGUAUCUGUGGAAUAAGG